AGGGUCCGAGCCGGUCGGGGGGCCAUGGAUUUGGAGAUGUCCUAGCCGAGCCCGGCGCCCACAUCCGCUUGCCCCCUCGGCCCGCUCUCCAAACUCUCCCCACGUGAAAUGGAACAGCGGGGACCGAUCAGCGCCCUCCGAUACCUGCUGCUGCAUGCCCCGCUGCUCCUCAUAGCCAACGCUACAUUCACCGAAGUCCCCAAAGAUGUGACUGUUAGGGAGGGAGAAGAUAUUGAGAUGCCCUGUGCUUUCCGGGCGAGUGGAUCAACCUCCUACUCGCUGGAGAUCCAGUGGUGGUAUCUUAAAGACCCGCCCCGGGAGCUGGCCCACGAAUUAGCGCUCAGUGCCCCUGGCAGCAGAAACAAGGUAACAAAUAAGGAUGCAACCAAAAUCAGCACGGUGCGGGUCCAGGGCAAUGACAUCUCGCACCGGCUGCGGCUGUCGGCCGUGCGGCGGCAGGACGAAGGCGUGUACGAAUGCCGGGUGUCGGACUACAGCGACGACGAGACGCAGGAGCACAAGGCCCAGGCGCUGCUGCGGGUGCUGUCGCGCUUCGCGCCGCCGGACAUGCAGGCCGCCGAGGCCGUGUCUCACAUCCAGAGCAGCGGCCCACGCCGCCACGGGGCCACCGGCCGGGCCACCUCCGAGCCUGGACGAGACAAGAGGCCCCCGGGAGGAGCCGGGGCCGGGGCCGCCAACGCCGCCUCCGCCCCAGCAGCAGCGGCCGCCGCGGGCGCCGAGAGCGGGGCUGCCGUGGCCUCCGCAGCCAACGCCGCCACCACCACCGCAGCUGCAGCCGCCGCCGCGGCCACAGCCGCCUCCUCGGCCUCGCCACCGCCGGGCAGGGCGGUCAUCCUGCGCCAGAGGCACGGCUCUGGUGAGUCUGCCCGACCCCCCGCCGGGCGCUGGCGCGCACGGGCACGGGCAUGGUCACAGUCACGGUCAUUCAGCCAGUCUAGCUCGGUAGCCGGGGCUGUCAGUUACAGGGCGCGAAGGCGCCUGCGCGAACCCCAGCCAGCGUCGGGCAGGUGGGACCGCAGCCACCUGCUCGCAACCCUGGGCAGCCUUGUCAGCGUAGACUCCUCCAGGGGUGCUAGGUGUACCCCCCCUGGGGGCUUCCCCCUCACUCACUCGCAGCAGGGAAGAGGCUGGGCCGUUUAUCGACCACCUACUCCCACUCCUCUUGGAAAGAAGAGUGACCUUUCCUGGGUCCCUACCCCGCCCCUUCCCCGCUCUCGGCCUCUGAGCCGCCUUCCAGACAGGAGCUGA
Vombatus ursinus (common wombat) is the source of this 1269-nucleotide messenger RNA. RefSeq names its product V-set and transmembrane domain containing 2B (gene VSTM2B). The record is from RefSeq and is a predicted model, not a curated record. The transcript has 6 exons. The coding region runs from base 109 to 1269 and encodes 386 amino acids. Lineage: Eukaryota; Metazoa; Chordata; Mammalia; Diprotodontia; Vombatidae.